Glycine soja is the source of this 1171-nucleotide messenger RNA. RefSeq lists its product as uncharacterized. The record is from RefSeq and is a predicted model, not a curated record. Lineage: Eukaryota; Viridiplantae; Streptophyta; Magnoliopsida; Fabales; Fabaceae. The transcript has a single exon. The coding region runs from base 268 to 981 and encodes 237 amino acids.
CCAAUCUUGAAAAAGAAACAAAGAGAACCCAAAACAAACAGAGCCACUCCAUAGAUUCCCAAAGCAAAUGCAUCAUACUAUAAUUAAUACUACAACAUUCACUUCCUUCACUCUGUUUCCAUGCUUCCAAUCCUAGAAACCGCUACUUUCUCUAUUAUUAUCAUCAAGUGUGAGAUGCAUGCUCCUGACAAAUUCCCAGCCCCUUUUGUGCGAGUGAGACCCAUCUAAUCAAAUUAAUUAACUCCUAAACCCGUUUCAUUAACCAAAAUGGAGUACUCGACCAACUUCCACAAGCUCCAAACAAAGAAACCCACAAAACCUAGGAAACAUCAUCGUCAGCUCCGAAAGAUCGCAAGCUUGUUGCGGUACGCAGAGGUGUGCGUCGUUCUGGUCUUGGUCUCGAGGCUCUCCAUCAACCUACCCUCCACUCUCAAAAACACAACCGAGUGUUUCCGCAACUUCAUGGGUAGCCCUCGCUUUGUUUUUCUCCUCGGAAACGUCAUAAUCAUAACGUUGUUCGCACAAUCGGGACAAUUUUCAUCUAAUCACUCAUCUUCAGCCAAACAUGCCCCACCGGAACCUGCAGAUCUCUAUCUCGAGUUCCUCCAAAACACCACCAUCCAUCAGAAACUUCAACUCCAUCUCAGCAACAAUAAUCGCAAACCAAAGCCAAGUGUGAGACUAGUGGCCGAGACUGUUAUAAUAAAGGGUCAAGAAAUUGAUGCCACCAAAACUGCAGAGACUAGUUUGGAGAUGAACAAGAAGGAUUAUAGAAGGUGUCAAUCGGAUAUUAUUGUAAAGCGCGUGGAGACUGAGAAGCUUCCUCCGCGCGUGUUGCAGAGGUGUGAGACUCAGAAAGUGCAGGUUAACAAUAAUAAUUCGUACCCUGAAGAUGGCAUGAGCAACGAUGACUUUCGUCGCAAGGUUGAGGCUUUCAUUGCUCGCCAACAGAGGCUACGAACUACUCAACUCUCUAAUUAAUUAAUUGCUAGAACUAUGAGUAUUGGUCAAAAACUCAUAUGUCUCUAUAUUAUUGCUUCUACUAUUGGGGUCAAACUGGAAAAAACUAUAUAUACAUGCAAUGUUAUUGCUUCGGUUUAAUUAAUAAACAAACAAAAUACUAUGUGAUGUAUAGAUAUUAUAUGCAAGUAGAGCUUAAAUGAAAGUUAAA